Messenger RNA from Rhododendron vialii, 2272 nucleotides. Its product is annotated as rust resistance kinase Lr10-like. The coding region runs from base 107 to 1963 and encodes 618 amino acids. The transcript is spliced from 2 exons. Gene Ontology annotation, molecular function: protein kinase activity; polysaccharide binding; ATP binding. Gene Ontology annotation, biological process: protein phosphorylation. NCBI's taxonomy places the organism in Eukaryota, Viridiplantae, Streptophyta, Magnoliopsida, Ericales, Ericaceae. The record is from RefSeq and is a predicted model, not a curated record.
AACCCUUUCUUGAACGAAUCUAUUUCUAUAGCAAAAUAGAACUACAAGUCUCCAAACUAAGGAUUUUGAGAGAGAGAUUUUAUAUAGGAGUAGACUGAGUAGUACCAUGUCCAUAUAUGUUUUCCUCUUCUUUCUCCUAAGCCUUUCCACAGCCCAGGACGAUUGCACUUCAACAUCAAAAUGCUCCGACGACGGUCCACCAAUCCGCUUCCCAUUCCGUCUAAAGAACCAACACCUCUCUCACUGCGGCUAUCCUGGCUUCGACCUCUCUUGCUCUCCAAACAACACCACCACCGUUCUCGACCUCCCUAAUUCAGUCAAAGUUCUAGUCACCCACAUCGAUUACAAAUCCCGACUGAUUCACAUCAAAGACCCAAACGGCUGCUUCCCACAACAGCUUCAAAACCUCAAAUUGUCUUCCACUCCCUUCAAUUUUCCAGAUUCCAUCAUCGAUGUCAUGGACGAUGUCGUGGACGAUUUCGGUUUAUUCAGUUGCCCCCCUUCAACAAAAAUGGAAGGUUGGGAGUCUGGUCCUAAUUACCAAGAAAAAAGUUAUCGGGUCACUUGCCUCCGCGGUGGCGAUGGUCGUGAUGUAUAUUUCCAGGGCAAUGAUAGUAUCGACGAUAGGCCCGAGCUGAUAUCGUGCAGAAAGAUGUAUAAUGUUUGGUCGGUUCCCUAUGAGGUGUUUGAUGAAACAGCUGAUCUGCAGUUGCAAUGGCUCCGGCCGGAUUGUGGGAAAUGUGAGACUGAUGGAAAGUUUUGUAGGCAUAUGAGUAACAGCACGAGCGAGGAAAUUUUAUGUUUUGGCAACCUCAAUCCGCCUAAAAAAGGUCAUGACUUGGAAAUUGCAGGUGUGACUUUAGGCUCAUUUUUGCUUCUUGUAAUCCUCAUUGCAAUGUAUUGGUUCCACAGACAAGAGAAAAUAAAGAGAAAGGAUUGUCUAAAGAUUGAGAUGUUUUUGGAGGAUUAUAGAGCUUUAAAGCCAGCAAGAUACUCUUAUGACGAUAUCAAGAAAAUUACAAAUCAAUUCAAGGACAAAAUAGGCCAAGGAGGAUAUGGAACAGUGUAUAGGGGACAACUUUCCAAUGAUGUUCAUGUGGCGGUUAAGAUCCUCAAUAACAUUAAGGGAAAUGGGGAAGAGUUCAUAAACGAAGUGGGAAUUAUUGGUACAAUCCACCAUGUCAAUGUGGUCCGCUUUGUUGGUUACUGUGCUGAUGGAUUCAGAAGAGCUCUUAUUUAUGAGUUCUUACCAAAUGAUUCCCUGGAAAAGUUUGCAUCAUCUGAUCACAAGAAGCGUUCACUUGGUUGGAAGAAGUUGCUAGAAAUUGCUAUGGGCAUAGCAAAAGGAAUUGAGUAUCUUCACCAAGGGUGUGAUCAACAAAUCCUUCAUUUUGAUAUUAAACCACAUAAUAUCUUGUUGGAUGAGAACUUGAAUCCGAAGAUAACGGAUUUUGGUCUAGCAAAGUUGUGUUCAAAGGAACAAAGUGUUGUAUCCAUGACUACUGCUCGCGGUACCAUUGGCUAUAUUGCACCGGAAGUGUUCUCAAGGAACUUCGGGAAUAUAUCAUACAAAGCAGAUAUUUAUAGUUUCGGAAUGUUGUUACUUGAAAUGGUAGGAGGAAAGAAGAAUUUUGAUGUAAUGGUCAAUAGCACCAACAAAAUUUACUUUCCCGAAUGGAUUUACAAUCAUUUGGACAGUGGAGAAGAGCUAAGAAUCCAUAUUCAAGAUGAAGGAGAUGCCAAGAUUGCGAAGAAGUUAGCAAUUGUGGGACUUUGGUGCAUUCAGUGGUACCCAGUUGACAGGCCUUCAAUGCAUAUUGUGAUUCAAAUGCUGGAAGGAGAUGGAGACACUUUGAUCAAGCCUCCCAAUCCAUUUGCCUCUACGAAUUCAACAUUGGCCACAGGACAGUCGAGUGGAAGGCCUAUUAACAAUGAGUUGGAAGUUAUCGUUGAAUCCGAGUAAAGAAGAUAUAACCACUAUCGAUCUGUUGUAUCGUAGAGAGUUGUCUCUUUCAUCCAUAUAUGGAUACAUGAAACCGUGAGACAACAAUAAAACGAAUUUUAAUCUACUGAUGUACAGCGUUACCAUAAAGAAUCUGUUGUGCUUUGAAAUACGUGAUUUGCAUCCAAUGUAUUGGGUAUUCAAGAUCAAUUCUCAUAAUGUUUCUUUUAUCGUCUUUUCUAGAAGGAUUAUUGAUGGGAUUCUAUCCCUAUGUUGUACUCCAUCUCCAUGGUAGCAAAUAAGAAACAUUUUGUACCAUAACAAAACAAA